Molecule: messenger RNA, 831 nt
Organism: Marasmius oreades (fairy-ring Marasmius)
Lineage: Eukaryota; Fungi; Basidiomycota; Agaricomycetes; Agaricales; Marasmiaceae
Exons: 6
Coding region: 1-831 (276 amino acids)
Cellular component (GO): membrane
Molecular function (GO): ATP binding; ATP hydrolysis activity
Source: RefSeq, a predicted model, not a curated record
AUGUUUGCACCCGAAAUGCAAGCUAUUACAUAUGGCCGAGGUGCAGCUGCCAAGCUGUACGCCACCAUCGACCGAAUUCCCGAUAUCAACUCUACCAAUCCGAACGACGUCAAACCUUCUUCUCUCGAACAUAUCAGUUUUGCUUCUUCUUCUCAUCCAGACGUCACCGUUCUAAGAGCCCUCUCAUUUACUCUCCGUGCCGGAACGACCGCUCCUCUCAGUGAAGCGUACAAGGAGCUUCAAUCUUUGAUUGGUCUGGCGUCGACCAAGGCAACUAUUGACAGUCUUGUGACGCUAGUCCAGGUCAAUAAUGAACGACAGCUCAAAGGGAAGAAAUCCGUGGAAGUCCUUUUGAACCGCGUUUUUUUGGGGCCUCCCGGGACUGGCAAGACGACUGUAGCCAAACUUUACGCCAAGUUAUUGAAUGAGAUGGGCCUCCUUAGUACGGGUGAAGUUGUCACCAAGAAUGCCAACGACUUUAUCGGGCAGUUCAUCGGACAGUCAGAGGCGAAUACGAAGGCCAUUUUGGCUAGUGCGAAAGGGAAAGUUUUGAUUAUAGAUGAGGCUCAUAUCCUGAAUCCUACCAGCUAUAACAAUGCAGAUGUCUUCAAGGAAGACGUGAUCGAUUCGCUGGUUUCUGGCAUUCAAAACAUGCCUGGCGAUGAUCAAUGUGUCUUAUUACUGGGUUACGAGGAGGAGAUGUUUGAGAUGUUUGAGAACGCGAAUCCAGGCCUCAACCGCCGUUUCCGAAUAUCAGAUUCCUUCUAUUUCCCUGACUUCACGACAGACGGAACCUCUGGAUCAGCACGGUCAUCUCAUUGGUAUCGGUAG